UCUUCUCCCUGACAAGAUUCGCUUCAGUUCUCUCAGCUUGCUAAAUGUUGAUCACUUUUUUGUUAUUUUUCAAUCCAAAAGUACUGCUACAACGACUAUAGUAUACAUAUGCCCCAAGCAAGCAAGGAUUUCAUCCACGGAUCUUCCGAACCCUAACCACGCCGGCUAACCCAAUUGCCAGAACCCCCGCCGUCUGGAAUUCGCUUUUCUGAUUUGUCUACGCCUUCGUAGACACAUGAGCGCGCACCGUUUCGGAGGCUUAAUUAGGAAUGCGACCCGAUUUUCUCUGCAUAGCUCGGCCGCCAGCCCGAGAUCGCCGCCGCCAACGAAAUUCUUCGCUGAGGAUGUCGAGGGCGGCAGCGAAGUAUACGGGCACACUCUGAAAUUCCAGCGCCCGACGACCAUAACGUUGACGCAGCAAUUGGUGAAUUCCGUUAGCUUUAUUGGGUCGGUGGAGUUACCCCCCCUGAGGAUCAAAGAAACGGUGAAACCUGGUCGCUUUGGCGUCUACACUCAGCUCUCCGUGAAAGCCUCCCCUGAUUCAGACCGCAAGUUUAGGAUACUACUGGAUAUGUGGGACGAGAUGGCAAGAAUGUCUUUAGAGCAUUUGAAACCAAAAGAUUUUGUUUAUGUUUCAGGUCGUUUAGGGUCUUAUACAAAGGGUCAGGAGGGUGGAAAGCUCGAAACACAUUACAAGGUCACCGUAGAAGAAUUAAAUUAUGUCAGCAAAAGUGGUCAAGGCCCAACCAGGCAAAAAGUUGAGGGGUCCCAAUUCGGAGCGGGUGUGGCUGGCUUGGAGGUGCAUGAAAACCGCCUUCACUUGUGGCAAGUGUUUUUCUCCAAUCCGUAUGAAUGGUGGGAUAACAGGAAACAGAAGGAUUUAGGGAAGGUAAAUCCUUCAUGGCCAGAUUUCAAGCACAAGGAUACCGGUGAAGUUCUCUGGUUGAAACCCAAUGAUCCUCCAUGGAUUAAAAGACAACUCGAGUUGCUUGAUACAAAAAUGGCAGAAAAAGGCCAAAGUGAUCAUGUAGGAUCUCGUUCCCAUGUCUCCAUGUGGGUGUACGAUGAAUAGGGAUGAGUCUGCAGGCCUUCGAAGAACUUUCUGCUGUUGCACAUUGCUUAUAUUGAGGAUUUUACGGUCUUACUCAUGAUAUCUAGCUGGAAGCACAAAGAAUAAUGUAUCUAUUGAUACUCAGCACAAAUUUAAGCAUGAAAAAUUAAGUUUGUACAUCUCCAAGCACAUAUCUCACUCUCAGAAGUUGGCCAUGUCAAGCACCAAGGCUUACUGUAUUCAGUUCUUUGUACAGCAGGUUACAGGUACCAACACGACAAAGAUGAAUAGAAAGUUUCUUAAAUUAUUCUGGCUUUAUUUUCCUUGUAUAGCGUAGCCACUUCAAGGGCCCCUUCACGAUGGCAUAAUAGCAACAUCUUGAACUCAUAAUGCAUCUCUAUAAACUUUUUCUUUAUUAAAACUAAGUUAGGAUAAGCAAACUGGCACCGAAAGUUUCUUUUUUGGAUUUAAUGAGCAUUUAUCGUUGAUGGAUA
Molecule: messenger RNA, 1545 nt
Organism: Carya illinoinensis
Lineage: Eukaryota; Viridiplantae; Streptophyta; Magnoliopsida; Fagales; Juglandaceae
Product: protein OSB1, mitochondrial-like
Exons: 4
Coding region: 236-1072 (278 amino acids)
Biological process (GO): positive regulation of helicase activity; mitochondrial DNA replication
Cellular component (GO): mitochondrial nucleoid
Molecular function (GO): single-stranded DNA binding
Source: RefSeq, a predicted model, not a curated record